CCCAGCUAUUGUGAAUGUCAACAUCUAUAUCAGAAGUAUCAGCAAAAUAGAUGAUGUUACCAUGGAGUAUAGUGUGCAGUUAACGUUUAGAGAACAGUGGCGAGACGAGAGGCUACAGUUCGACGACAUGGAUGGCCGCAUGGCAUAUUUAACACUGACCGAUCCGAAUAAAAUCUGGAAACCCGAUCUUUUCUUUUCCAAUGAGAAAGAAGGACAUUUCCAUGACAUCAUCAUGCCGAAUGUUUUACUUCGAAUUUAUCCAAAUGGAGAAGUACUCUACAGUAUAAGAAUUUCCUUGGUGCUAGCCUGUCCAAUGGACCUGAAGUACUAUCCUUUAGACAAACAGACUUGUUCCAUCAUCAUGGCUAGCUACGGUUACACAACGGACGAUCUUGUAUUUCUGUGGAAAGUUGGAGAUCCAGUACAGGUUACAAAAAACCUUCAUCUGCCUCGUUUCACUUUGGAGAAGUUUAAUACAGAAUAUUGUACCAGCAAAACAAACACAGGAGAGUACAGUUGCAUCCGAGUGGAUCUGAUCUUUAAGAGAGAGUUUAGCUACUAUCUGAUCCAGAUCUACAUCCCUUGUUGCAUGCUGGUCAUCGUCUCUUGGGUAUCCUUCUGGCUGGACCAAAACGCCAUCCCUGCACGAGUCUCACUAGGUGUCACCACCUUACUCACAAUGGCAACACAAACGUCCGGUAUUAAUGCGUCACUUCCGCCUGUAUCCUACACUAAGGCUAUUGAUGUGUGGACCGGAGUCUGCUUGACUUUCGUGUUUGGAGCUCUACUGGAGUUUGCAUUGGUCAACUACGCCUCGCGGUCACACAUGCAGAAACAAGCUGUUAAGCAACAGCGGAAAUGGGAUAUUGAGCAUUCUAGUCUGGACAACGAUCACGUGGAGGGUGGCGCUGCGGCUUUUGCAAUGAAGCCUCUGGUUCAUCGCUGUGGGGACAUAAAUUCUGAUAAAGCUCAUCGGUGUGAAGUUCACAUGAAGCCUCCCAAAAGCAUCAACCCCUGUAAAGCUUGGCUUAACAAGUUUCCUUCUCGCUCCAAACGGAUUGAUGUCAUGUCCAGAAUCCUGUUUCCUCUCAUGUUUGCUCUCUUCAACCUGGUUUAUUGGACAACCUAUCUUCUACGACAAGAAGAUAUAUGAUUCUAUGUAGUUUGUCUCGACAAGAGUAGCUUCGCAGGAUUUCAGUCCAACAGUUUGGAAAUAUAGAUUGGUACCUAUGAGGAUGAUUGCAGAUUUCCAAAAAAGAAAAUAAUGAUAAUAAUCAAAGCACAAUUUUUUCAUGUUUGUCUUAGCCAAGUGUUCUACGUUACAGAAUAAAAUAUUCAGUAUUCAAUGUGGAUUUGUUAUAAUGUGUCAUCCGGUACGACUGCACCGGUGUAUUCCGUUCAAAAUACAGCGUACUAACGUGUAUAUCUUACCUUCCAGCUAGAAUCAUACCAAGACUUUGACCUUGUGUGCCAACCUCUUCUGUGGUAGUGAGCUGCAGAAUAUAUGUGUGUGUGGACAGGCUUGAAUAUCGCAGCUAAUUUCGUUACUGUACUACAUUAUUCUGUAGUAUGAACUUUGGACUUGGCCAAAAAUGACGUAACUAACUGAACAGCGCCUCUGUUGGAAAACUAUGGCAGCAAAUAAUUAAAUCAUAAAGAUAUUGUUCCAAGAUAUUUACCAAGCGUUACUAAACCAACUGUAAGUCACUCCAUGCUCUGGUCAGCCAAUAAAUGAUGAUAGGAGUGUGUAAUUCUUGGAGUUCUCUGAUGUCCUGUUUCAAGCAGAUAGGUCCCAGUGAUAACGUAUAAUGAAAAAAUAAAUUAAUAACUAAUCAUUUGUUCACGCGAACCUUCCUGGAGUGUCAUCAUGCUCCAUUAAAUGAUGAUGGGAGUGUGUAAUUCUUGGAGUUUUCUGAUGUCCUGUUUCAAGCAGACAGGCCCCAGUGAUAACGUAUAAUGAAAAAAUAAAUUAAUAACCACUCAUUUGUUCACGCGAACCUUCCUGGAGGGUCAUCAUGCUUUGUCAAUAUUAUAUAUAUAAGUUAUUUAAAUUUUAACUCGAGGCGAUUUUCGGUUGGGUCAC
Limulus polyphemus (Atlantic horseshoe crab) is the source of this 2083-nucleotide messenger RNA. RefSeq names its product glutamate-gated chloride channel-like. Gene Ontology annotation, molecular function: transmembrane signaling receptor activity; neurotransmitter receptor activity; extracellular ligand-gated monoatomic ion channel activity. Gene Ontology annotation, biological process: regulation of membrane potential; nervous system process; signal transduction. Lineage: Eukaryota; Metazoa; Arthropoda; Merostomata; Xiphosura; Limulidae. Bases 62 to 1153 code for a protein of 363 amino acids. The record is from RefSeq and is a predicted model, not a curated record. The transcript is spliced from 6 exons. Gene Ontology annotation, cellular component: neuron projection; synapse; membrane.